This is a messenger RNA of Castor canadensis (American beaver), 4049 nucleotides long. The record is from RefSeq and is a predicted model, not a curated record. NCBI's taxonomy places the organism in Eukaryota, Metazoa, Chordata, Mammalia, Rodentia, Castoridae.
UGCCCCUCCAGGCCCGGCUCUUGACACGGGUUUUGUUAUUUUAAACUCUGAAUUUCUUCUGUCCCGCAAAGCGUCCUUUUGCUCACGGGAAAGGAGAAGUUGAGGAAGGAGAGUAAAAUAAAGACCCUGAGUGCGAGGCAAAGAUGGAAAGAGGUGCCCAGACCCCAGGCUGGGACAGCGAUGAGACUGUGAUUGAGGGGUCGGUGACCGAGAGCGACCAGGAGGACGAGCUGCCCUGGAGAAGGUUCCUCUUUGAUCAAGACACAUCUCUGAGAUCUGAGUUCAAUCCUCAUCCUGGUAUAAAUGGAAUACGUGAAGGCACAUCUUCUCCUGAGAUUCAACUUGGGCUCAGACUCAGAAAGCACUCACAACAGCAAAGGAAUAAAAAUAAGGUGAUGCCCAUUCUUAGUGAGGAUAUAGUGUUACAGCAACCUCAAGAUGAAACAGCACGAAAUAAAGCUCUGUUACAAACUAGAAAAAAGUUUUCAAUAUUCAAUGCAACCUUUCCCCAGCUUGAACUUUCAUUGAACCAUCAAAACAUUGGAGGGCCUGAAGCCGAAAGUACUGAAAUUGCACCAUACCCAGAAAAGGAACUAAGUGAAGACAGAGACUCCCCUGAAAUUAGCCUUCUGUCAGGUACUGCUGCUUCAUUAUCAAAUACGGUUGCUGUAAAGGAGAAAUCAUUAAUAGAGUCAGAGAUCUUAGCAUUAAAUACAUCUUCUGAGCCUGGAAAGGAAGUCACAUUGACCAUGACUUCUAAAGAAACCAAAGAUGAAGAAAGCUCACUGGAAACAUUUGUAUCUACCUUAGAAAGGUUACUGACAUCUCCAGAAAGUACUGAAGAAGAAAGGCUGUUUGAAAUAAAGAAGGAUUUUGAUCCUGGCGAGUCGAUGAACCCACUGAGUGACUCCCUGAGUCCCAUGUCAGUUCCUUCGAAUGCAUUGUCGUGCUGUAGAGAUUUACUAGGAAACGCAAAGGAUGAUGCAUUGCCGCCUGAGUUGUUGGCAGCUAUCAACACAUUUUCAGAAGCCAAGAUGGAACCCAUCUGUCAUAGAAAAGCAAGUGGCAGUCUUAGUGGUGGAAAUGAAUGUCUUGAAGUGGAGCCUGAUAUAUCUCAGAAUGAUGAAGAUUAUACACAAAUAGCAGAGACAUUAGAAGACCCAAACUUGUUUGGAUUGCAAACUUUGGCUCAUGAAAAUGUCACAUCUUGUGAGCCAAUGAAUGAUAAGGGAAAUUCAAAUCCUCUGGGAAAUGCCUCUGGAAAGAAAACUCCAUGUGUGUUAAGGAGAUCAUCUAGACUGGAAAAACGGAAAGUAAGCAGAGAGGCAAAGCAUAGAGAUAACAUGUGUAAAAUGACAGAAAAGAUUUUACCAGAAAUAUUUGGCUGCUGUGAGGAUCGAAUAAAUAAUAAAUCUUCAACUGAGAAGUUCAGAAUACAGGGUCCUGUCUUGAUUGAAGGUAAAAGAAUGAAUAUGCGUUCAUCCAGAUUCAAGAGUGAACAGAUCAAGAAAAAUGAACGAUGUACAGUAAAAAAUGAAAAAAUGAAGAUGAAUAAAAUGUCUCUUUCUAACAUUAACCGGAGAAAUGGUUUUGGAGAGAACUUGCUGUAUAGGGCUGCUCUGCAUGAUGAUACUGAUCUUGUUCGCCAUUGUAUAAAACAAGGUGGAAAUGUUAAUCAGCCAAGUUAUGCUGGUUGGACAGCGCUUCAUGAAGCUAGUCUAGGAGGAUUUUACCAAACAGCAAAUGAACUAUUAAAAGGUGGAGCUGAUGUAAAUACCAAAGGAAUGUACCGUAUAACUCCUCUACAUGAUGCUGUGAUAAAUGGACAUCAUAAGGUGGCAGAGUUACUUCUUUUGAAUGGAGCUGAUCCAUUAUUUAGAAGUGACAAUGGACAGUGUGCUUUGGAUGAGGCCAAAGAUUUACGUAUGAAGCGUCUCCUUGAGAAAUAUGUUCCUAAAUUUCAAAGAUGUCUUACAUCAGAUCGAAGAAAUAGCACUGACUCAGUAGAUGUAGAGGAUGUACACCAGAACAAGAAACCAAAAUUUAGUUCAAAAAAUUCCAACAUACAGAAGCCAGAACAAGUAGAAGUCAAUAAAGGAAGCAAAGAAGGUUUACUUAUCAAUAAAGAAGAGAUAUAUGAACAUUACCAAAAAAAUACCACAACCAGAAAAUUUGGCAGAUCCAAGAAUAAAAAAUCAACUGUCCAGAUACACUCUCCAAGGCUCAGAAAGCUCAGUCUCCGAGACUCAGAAACCAAUAUCAAAGAUGCCAGCACAAAUGUGUCUAAAAAAAAAGGAAAAAGAAACAUACAGCAUAAAGGAACCCAAGCAGACAACUUGGUUACUCAUCAGCAGCAUGUUCUCCAAACCCUUGGUGACCUUCCAGAAGAGUUGUGUGAGCUUUCCAGCCUAACGUUGUCAAGCCUGAAAGAUGGAUUAGGUAACAACAUUGAGGCCUGUUCAGUUUCCAAAGAGACACAUACCCACACCCUAGACUUAUCAGAUAGUCAAGAAAUGAAAUUCUUGGAAUUAGCAUCUAUUGACAAAACUGAAGCUGUUUUUUCAGAACUUUCAUUACAUAAAGAAAGAAUUGAAGCUAUUGUCUCAGGACUUCCAUUACAUAAAGAAAUCAGUUUACCACCUCUUACUAGAGAACAGCCGCCUCACACUCAUCAGGAACCACACAGUAGUAGCUCUUAUAAAUUUCAGGAAAAUAGUAACUCAAAUAAAAGAAAUAAGUGCCUUAAUAAAUGGGAAAAUACUUUCCUAUCAUUUAUAAAGGGAAAGGGACAGUUUGAUUAUGAUGAUGAUGAUUGCUGUAUGUUUGAGAAGGUUGUAACAUCUAAAAAAAUGGUAUGUUCUACAGAACACAAAAGCCACUAUAAUCAUACAGAGAAUAUAACAAAUAGAGAAGAAGUGGAUUUUCAACAGUCUUUAUCUUCUGAAGACCAUAUUUCACAGGAAAAUGAAUUAAAAGCACAAAGCCUAACCAUGCUUCCACAACAGGAAGCUGUUAAUUUUUGUAAUUUAGAUAAUACAGUCAUUUCUAAACAACAUGUUGCAAAUUAUGGUCCAUGCACAUAUGGAACUGCUUUUGAUCAUUCACGUGGUAAUAGUGAGCAGACUUCCCUGGCUUGUACAAGAAUGCCUUCAACACAUGAAGUUUCAAAGUUGACUAGUCACAAGGAGCUCUUAAAAAAGUCCCAGGAUAAUAGCCCCAGAGAACCAACUUCUUCAGUGAAUCAAACAGAUAGACAUAAUAUAGAAAAGAAACAAGAUACUGAAAGAAAUUACAUUCAAGGUCAAAAAAUAAGUUCUUCAAAUAGACCUUUCCCCACAAUUGUUCAUUCUGAGGUAAUAGAAAUAACUGAAGCUGAAAAAAGGAGACAAGACCUUCCAGAGAGCGAGCCCAUGCAUAAUACAGGUUUUCCUUCCAUUGACAAUACAAGUAAAGAUUUGACCAACAUUUCACAACUUAAUCAAAAAGAAGAGGAGAUUUCUCACAAAUCAGAAAUGAGAACAGCUGGAAUCAGUAAGAGGCAUGCUAGAGAGGAAUGCCAGCUUCAUUUGGCUGCCAGAAGAGGAAAUUUGUCUCUAGUGAAAGCUCUAAUAGAAUCUGGAGCAGAUGUGAAUCUAAAAGAUAAUGCAGGUUGGACACCACUUCACGAAGCAUCUAAUGGGGGAUCCAAGGAUGUAAUUGUGGAGUUAUUAAAAGUUGGUGCUAAUGUUAACUGUGAAAAUGUAGAUGGAAUUUUGCCCUUACAUGAAGCUGUUGCAAGCAGUCAUUUAAAGGCAGCUGAAAUAUUACUACAACAUGGAGCAGACCCUAAUAAAAAGAAUAAAAAACAGAAGACUGCUUUUGAUGAAGCAGAUGAUGACAGAAUGAAAGAGCUGCUAAAAUCUUAUGGUGCUAUUGAGACUAAUAAUAGAGAUGAGAGCAAUGCUACAGUCAGUGUAAAGAUUCCUGCUAUUCACAAAACGGUAUAAACAGUAAUUUUUGUGAUAAUGACAAAACUGUUGACCCACCUAUCUUCACACCAAACAAAAAGA